Molecule: messenger RNA, 758 nt
Organism: Lolium perenne
Lineage: Eukaryota; Viridiplantae; Streptophyta; Magnoliopsida; Poales; Poaceae
Source: RefSeq, a predicted model, not a curated record
AUGGGUUCCGGCCGGUUUGCAUCCCUACCUUGCCCCCAGCUGCGCAAGGCGAGGUGUGUCUGCCAGUGCCACAACUCCGUCAUAAAUACUCACUCAGCUUCCUCCCCCAGGAAGAUGCAACCCAUUCCCUCCCCUCCCCUCACCAUGGCGAAGCCCAAGUUCGUCCUCGUCCUCGUCCUCCUCACGCUCGCUCUGGUCGCCGCCGGCAGCAGCAACAGCAAGCUCAGCGGAGCUUUCGCUGCCGCGGACGACGACGACGGCCUGCCGCAGCGGCAGGAGGCCAUGGCGGAGGCCGUCCGCGCGAUGCACAGCUACGACCCGGCGCACAACGGCGCCGCCGAGACGGUCAAGCGGGCCAUGGGGGUGGUGAACGGCGAGCUCGCCCUGCUGCGCCCCAUCUUCAGCGCCAUCAGCAGGAUGCCGGAGGGCAGCGCCAAGGAGGAGGCUCACACUGCGGCGAAGGAGCUACUCGCUCGCCACCUCGGUGAGCUGCUCCCCGGCAGCUCCGUCAAGGUGGAAGAAUUAUGAGCAUGCAUCCAUUCUGGUUUCUGUCUUAGGCUAUAUAUUCUCUACCUAGAUUGAUCGCGCGCGUGAUCUAGGCAUCUCCCUCAAGUUUCCUUCCCUAGUAGUUUGUUUCUUUGUUCGUCGUCGCCCGAUCGACUUUAUGUAAGCGCCUCGCGCUAUUUCCCUGCAUUUGUUCCUACUUGUCAUAUGUUCCCCUUUAAUUUUGUCUACGAUUAGUAGCCGCUUUUCUAUCA